Molecule: messenger RNA, 5704 nt
Organism: Erpetoichthys calabaricus (reedfish)
Lineage: Eukaryota; Metazoa; Chordata; Cladistia; Polypteriformes; Polypteridae
Gene: cyp1b1
Product: cytochrome P450 1B1
Exons: 3
Coding region: 381-1937 (518 amino acids)
Molecular function (GO): oxidoreductase activity, acting on paired donors, with incorporation or reduction of molecular oxygen; heme binding; iron ion binding
Source: RefSeq, a predicted model, not a curated record
AUACUUAAGAAAGAUUGGUAAACCUGGGGAGUUUAUGUGCAAGCUAUAAAUACGAAGUGCUCCGAAUUUGAAAUUGACGAGAGAUUUCACUUACUGAAAGCGAUGAAGUUAUAACUGGGCAUUACCUGGGAAAAUGGAUAUUACCUUUUAAAGGACUUAGGAAAAAUAAAGAAUCAUUAUCCUUCGCGUGCUAACAGUUAUUUUGCACGGAUUGCCAGGAAACGUGUUCUUACGCAUCUGUUUAACUGCAGCUGUUUAACUGAGGUACAGUGGGGCAUUUUUCUUAAAUAUUCUUAACGGUUUUGCAAGCCUUACUGACCAAUGAAAACGAAUGUCUUGUAGUCAGCACAGUUGAAACCCAAGAGUAUAGAAGAUCCAAAAUGAUUGUGCGCGUGUUUCAGGAGAUCUUCAGGCCAUCUCUGCAGACAUUUUUAUUGGCCUCCAUGUCAUUUCUGGUAGCCAUGCACUUUUGGAAAUGGUUUCACCAAAGGAUCAGAUGCUCCAAAAACAAACCGGGUCCUCCUGGGCCAUUAUCGUGGCCAGUGAUUGGAAACGCAGCUCAGCUCGGGAGCCUUCCCCACGCCGUUUUCUCUAAAAUGGCACAGAAGUACGGAAACGUCUUUCGCAUCAAGCUGGGAAACCGCGUUGUUGUGGUACUAAACGGAGAAGAUGCUAUUAAGGAGGCCCUCAUCAAGAAAGGCGUGGAUUUUGCGGGGAGACCAGAUUUCACGUCAUUCAAGGUAAUAUCUGGGGGAAAAGGCAUGGCAUUUAACGACUACAGCGAUCUUUGGAAAAUCCACAGAAAGGUUGCCCAUUCCACAAUCCGGCAUUUCUCCACCUGCAAUCAUGAAGCGAGAAAAUCGUUCGAACAGGGCAUACUUAGCGAGAUCAAAGAAGUCAUAGGCGUCUUUUUAAAAAAAAGUGAAGAUGAAAAAUUUUUUGAGGCUGGCACAUUUUUAGCAGUGGCUGUAGCCAACACAAUGAGUGCAGUGUGUUUUGGAAAAAGGUACAGCUACGAUGACGCCGAAUUUCAGUCUUUGAUUGGCAGGAACGACCAGUUUGCCAAAACUGUGGGGGCCGGGAGCAUUGUGGAUGUCAUGCCGUGGCUACAGAGCUUCCCAAACCCUAUAAAGACGAUGUUUGACAACUUUAAAACCCUCAACGAGGAGUUUUAUGACUUCAUCUACGGCAAAGUGGUUCAGCACCGAGCGACCCUCAAAGCUGGCACCAUUCGAGACAUGACUGAUGCCUUCAUCGUGGCUCUGGACCAGGGGAAAGAGGUAAAGAACGGAGCAGUUCUCGGAAAAGAACACGUGCCUCCAACUGUUAAUGACAUCUUCGGAGCAAGUCAAGAUACGCUUUCCACGGCCAUGCACUGGAUGUUUCGUUUACUUGUAAGGUUUCCAGAUGUCCAGGAAAAACUACAAAAAGAGAUCGAUGAAGUUGUUGGAAGAAACCGCCUACCGUGCAUUGAAGAUCAACAGAACUUGCCAAAUGUUGUGGCGUUUAUCUUUGAGACAAUGCGUUUCAGCAGCUUUGUACCAGUUACAAUACCCCAUGCAACUACGGUUGACACAUCUGUCAUGGGCUAUCACAUCCCAAAAAACACAGUGGUAUUUAUUAACCAGUGGUCAGUCAAUCAUGAUCCCCAAAAGUGGUCCAAUCCAGAUGUAUUUGACCCAACAAGGUUCUUGGAUGAAAACGGGACCCUCAACAAGGACCUUAUAAGCAGUGUUAUGAUCUUUUCUGUAGGCAAAAGGAGAUGCAUCGGGGAUGAGCUGUCUAAAAUGGUCCUGUUCCUUUUUGUCUCCGUUUUGCUUCAUCAGUGUAAAUUUACUGCUGACCCCAAUGGAUCAAGAACUAUUGAAUCUUUUUAUGGUUUAACUUUAAAACCAAAACCAUUUAAAAUUGGGGUGACAAGCCGGGUUCCUGUCUAAUUCCUCUAAGAGUGACAGGAAAAAGAAUAUAGAGCCAGUAAAGCCAACAAAAUGGAAUCCACAGCUAUGAAGGUACAGGUGAAACUGGAAGGCUGCCGAGAGCUAAGCACCAGCCUUUGAUUAGCGCAGGUCUACCUUAUCCCAUGGAUUCCUUAACUUGCCUUGAGGUGUAAUGUUAAGAUAUGUUGAAGUUCAUAUGCUUAUUUCUUUGUAUUUUUUUUUAAGCACAAUUCCCGUUUAGUGAGUAUUUUGGUGAGACUGAAUUACCUUACAAGUACAGAAUAAGGGUGAAUUUAAAAUGAAACAUUCAGUUAAGGAAAGUCGAGAAACAGUGAAAAUCAAUAGUGGACAUUUAGAUUGGAAUUGGACUAUUUUCCUCAAAGUGGGGAUUUUUUUUUUUAUUGUUUAUCAUGCAUUUUGAAUUUGGACAAUUUUAGAUCCUAUAGGGAAGACAUUGGAGUCACCUAAAGCUACACAUUCUUAAUUGUGGAUUUAAAAAAAAUAUCAUAGUAUGCUUUGUACUGUACAGACACAGCAUGGAAUACUGAAAAAGGUAUAUUUAUAUUUGAAACAGUUUUGUGUAGCAGCACAACACCCUGAUAAGUCGUCACUCUCCGCCUGAAGACUUCACUGUGACCUUCCAUUAUCUGUAACAUGUAGAUGGGUCACAAUAAUUCACACACCAUCUCUGUCAGUUUUUAGUUUUAGUAAUAUAGAACCGGUGCUUCAUCCUUUCUUUAUGAAAUGUACAUAUCAAGAACGGGCAGCAUGGUGGCGCAGUGGGUAGCGCUGCUGCCUCGCAGUAAGGAGACCAGGGUUCACUUCCCGGGUCCUCCCUGCGUGGAGUUUCCUCCGGGUACUCCGGUUUCCUCCCACAGUCCAAAGACAUGCAGGUUCGGUGCAUUGGUGAUCCUAAAUUAUCCCUAAUGUGUGCUUGGUGUGUGUGUGUGUGUGUGUGCGCCCUGCCCGGGGUUUGUUUCCUGCCUUGUGCCCUGUGUUGGCUGAAAUUGGCUCCAGCAGACCCCCGUGACCCUGUGUUCAGAUUCAGUGGGUUGGACAAUGGAUGGAUGGAGACCCCCAUGACCCUGUAGUUAUAAAAUGGAAGGAUAUAGGAUAUAGCAGGUGGGAUGAUGGAUGGAUGGACAUAUCAAGAACACACAUCAGGGAAUGCCAGCCUCUGGGGACAUGUAUAUGGAAGAAAGCUGUGAAGACGUUUUCAUGCUACACAUAGCUGAUAAAAUAAGAGAUGCUCAUUACAGUCUUGCCAUUUUAUAACCUACACAUAAGCUUCAUGAAUGUCUACUGUACUUAAUAGAAAUUUUAAUUGUAUUUAGCUACUGAAAUGCACUGAUAUAUUGGACUUGUGUACUGACAGGGUUAUUGUAGGUAAACCACUGCUCAUAUCAGACUAACCUGGAGAAUGAUGAGGAUGUUGUCACUUUGGUUCUUGUCACAGCAAGAAGUGAUGUGAAUUGUAUUUAUCAAUGUGUACAUUUUGUGUAUGUGUCAGUUUGUGUACACGUCCAUCCAAUAAAAUCACUUAACCCAGUUAGGGACCAGAGCCUAUUCCAAAAGCGCAGGGUGCAAGACAAGAAGCAAUCCUGGAUAGGGGACCAGAUCAUCCCUGGGCACGUCACAGUCAAAUGUAUAUGUAAGUUGCUUAAAUGACUAAGUUAAGAUGAUAAGAGUGAAAUUAUGUAAUAUAUAUAAAAUCAUAUAUGAUGUGUGGCUUUGUCCAUUAAGUAAUUUGGUAAACCCUUAAUGUUUAAGAUUCCUGCUCUCUUAACAAAACUACCACAAUGGCUCGUCCUGCAGAGUUGAAUGUAAACCAAGGCGCACUUCUCAGUAUGUCUCGUAAAUUCAACCACAGGAUCCGCUUCUGCUUCACCACAUUUGCUAUAUUAUUUUAAAGCAGCCGACAAUUUAAUACGUUCUUGCUUGUUUAUUGCCACAAGCCUGAAUGCUAAAUAGUAUUACGUUGUAGCUUUUAAUUAAUGAUUAAACAUUGCAGAGAAUGAGAGCCUAUUUAAAAGUUCUUGCUGUCCAAGGAGACACACGUUCUCCUCCGUCUUUAUUGCGAAAUCACACACAUUUGAAGUUGUUAACAUGGGCUCACAGAGCAGCUUUGGAAAUGGUGACACAGUUUAAUAUGCGAUUGUCUUCUUAUUGGCGCAGGCACACUUCAGUAGCGUCAUAAGGCAUUAUCUCGUAGGCAUUGGCACAAAAAAUAUUUAUGUUUGAUACUUUAUCUCGCUUAAAGCGUGCACUCACGCACGCACGCACGCACAUCCAAUGAUGGCAUUAAUUUGGAAGACCACCCAGGGAUGCACGUAAUCUUAACAUAGCAGCCUCACAGUUGGGUUUUGCUGUGCUCUCAGGUCCCAGUUAAAUCUUGAGAACACAACAUUCACUCUGCUGAUUCAAUUCGCAUUGCACGUGACGAAUGAAUGGAAGUGCCCUCGGUUUUUGAUUGUUUGAUGUUUAUGAUGUUUACGUUUGUCUGUAUUUCAGUGUAUUGUUGCUGACAUUAAGAACACAAAGUAGUUGUAUUUGGUAAACACAAGUGUAUUUUUGUGAGUUUAAAGUCACCUCCUUUUCUGUGUACACGAUACAGUUUUGGUUUUGUUUGAGGCUUUACAAUUCGGUCCCGGUAAGGAGUAAUUACACAAUGCUAAUUGAAAUGGAAAAACUCUGAAAGCAACUUGCUUUGCAUUCAACUUUUGCUCGUUAUUUAUAUAAGCAGUGUCUCAGAAUACAUGAAAACAAAAACCAAAAAGGAAGGAGAUGACUGGAAUUCACUUUUACUUGUUCAUUACCAAUGGUUUGAAUCAGUACAAUGGAGAAUGGGAAAAUGUUUCUAGGUUGCCCACUUUUCAGAAACUUACAUUUUUAGUUGGCUGUUAAUUAAAAAUGAUGAAAUUUCUCUUGCUAACAGCCAGUCCUCUCAUGACAGCUUCCAGAAAAAAAUAUUUUAAAGAAUGAAUGCCUUCGAUCAUUCACAGACUAUAUUCUUGGAGUCAAACAAAUGAAUGCCACAGACUUUAGUUUCGAUACAAACUUAAAGUAUUAAGCAGCCUGCUCUCUAAAAUGAGUGGUGAUUAGCGGAGAGGCCUAAUCUUUAUCAUAGUCUGCUCUUCUGUUUUUUAAACCUCCAUCGGUUUGAAUGCUGUCAACACUGGACAACUGGCUUUAACCAAAGUUUAGAGAGGAAACAAUUAGCAGGUGUUCAGUCUUGUUAAUAGAAAAACUCCAAAAAAUGACUGCUAUGGAUAACAUGAGCCUUCUGACAAAUGAAACGAGUGACAGUUGUUUGUCAAAUCAGGAAUCUCAGGUGCCAAUAAGUUACCCAACUUGUGUGAACUUAGCCUGUGUCUGUGAAUUGCUGUAUUAAACUUCACAAGAUGCCUAGAUUUGAAAACAAGGGAAAAGGGACAUAACAUUUGACAUCAUUUAACUGUGAAAGUCUCUGCCGCAGGACCAGUCCGUGCCCGAUAAAUCGUCAAAACUGAGAAGAGUAGAACAACAGCAGGAGAUGUCUAAGUAGUGUUAUUUAAACAAUGUAUUUUCUUACAAGCUUACAGUUAUCUGGAUAGCUGCUAUUCUUUUAUAUUAUCAAUGUUUGAAUUAACUUGCACAGUACUUUUACAGUUUGAUCAUUUAUUUCAUGUAUUUUAAAGAAAUCCAUAAUAUAUUUUCUAUGUCUUAUAUGUUGUUUGAAAUUAUAAACAUAUUUCUAGUGCCAAGCAAGCUAACAUUUAGCUUUAUUU